AUGCAUGCCGGAACACAAAAUAUCUACGACGACCCACAGUUCUUUUCAGCAUACAGUACACUGCAGCGAUCCCAGCAAGGACUCGCUGCAGCACCAGAAUGGCCAUCUCUACGCCGUAUGAUCCUCAGCUCGUCCAGUGAUACCCUCCCACAAUCCCGAAUCCUUGAUCUAGGAUGUGGAUAUGGCUGGUUUGUCCGAUGGGCCCACGAAAAUGGGGCCAGCUACGUCAAGGGCGUCGACAUUUCCGAGAAGAUGAUCGAGAAAGCGAAAUCAUUCGACGCAGAUACAGGGACAACUUUUCCGGGGGAGAUCACCUACGAAAGACGUGAUCUGGAAACCGUCACUCUCGAUGGGAAUCCCAACCGUGAAUCCUACGAUCUCGUGUAUAGUUCUUUGACUUUCCACUACAUCGAAGAUCUUGGUCGAUUGUUUCGGCAGAUCCACUCUUCGCUGAAGAAAGGCGAUGGGUCUGUGAGUGGGAGAUUGGUUUUUUCUGUGGAGCAUCCGAUCUAUUCCGCGCCUGUUCGGCCUGCGGCAGAUUGGAUUGAUGUUGAGGUUGAUGAGGGAGAGGGCAAGGUAUGGCCGUUGAACUCGUAUAGCGAGGAAGGAUUACGCGUUACGAGCUGGCUGGGUACUGAAGGGGUGAGGAAGUAUCAUCGAACGACGGAGACAUAUGUGUCGUUGUUGCUGGAGAAUGGUUUUAUCCUGACGGGACUGAAGGACUGGGCUCCAUCGGAGGAGGAUAUUGCAGCACAUCCGGAGUGGAGUGUUGAGCGUCACCGGCCGUUUUUCUUACUCCUGGUAGCGGAGGCUCGAUAA
This is a messenger RNA of Penicillium brasilianum, 819 nucleotides long. The record is from the annotation of a GenBank genome assembly. Lineage: Eukaryota; Fungi; Ascomycota; Eurotiomycetes; Eurotiales; Aspergillaceae.